This is a messenger RNA of Arxiozyma heterogenica, 606 nucleotides long. RefSeq names its product succinate dehydrogenase cytochrome b subunit SDH3 (gene SDH3). The transcript has a single exon. Bases 1 to 606 code for a protein of 201 amino acids. Gene Ontology annotation, biological process: mitochondrial electron transport, succinate to ubiquinone; tricarboxylic acid cycle. The record is from RefSeq and is a predicted model, not a curated record. Gene Ontology annotation, cellular component: membrane. Lineage: Eukaryota; Fungi; Ascomycota; Saccharomycetes; Saccharomycetales; Saccharomycetaceae. Gene Ontology annotation, molecular function: oxidoreductase activity, acting on the CH-CH group of donors; electron transfer activity.
AUGUUAAAGGCAGGUUUACCUAAAUUUUAUUCUACUUUGAUCACAGACCAAGCAAAUCAUUUAUGUACUAAAACAUUUUUAGUAGCAUCUAGAUCCACUUCCCUAAUCUCUCAUUUCUCUACUUCUUCAAUCAAAAAUGAUAAAGUUCCCUACAUCGACACUACCAAUUUAAUGGAUAAAAACGGUAUUGAAACCCCCGAAUUAAUAAAACAAAGAAAACAAAGACCCAUCUCCCCGCAUCUGACCAUCUAUCAACCACAAUUGACAUGGUACCUGUCUUCCUUACAUAGAUUGUCUUUAAUCUUCCUUGGCUUCGCCUUUUAUGGUAUCACCAUGCUAUUCGGUCUAGGUAGUUUAGUAGGCUUAGAUAUCACUACCCAAAAAGUGGUUAACUGGUAUCAUGAUAAAGUCUCAAGAAUGAAUAAAUGGGUCGGCCUGACUAUUAAAGCUGGUUUCGCCUAUUUAUUCGCUUUACAAUACGGUGGUGCUAUUAGACAUUUGAUUUGGGAUACUGCUAGUGAAUUGACUUUAAAAGGUGUUUAUAGAACUGGGUAUGCUUUGAUCGGAUUCACUUUUGCAGCAGGUUCUUAUUUAUUAACUCUAUGA